Molecule: messenger RNA, 2571 nt
Organism: Aspergillus clavatus NRRL 1
Lineage: Eukaryota; Fungi; Ascomycota; Eurotiomycetes; Eurotiales; Aspergillaceae
Product: decapping enzyme complex catalytic subunit DCP2
Exons: 2
Coding region: 1-2571 (856 amino acids)
Biological process (GO): nuclear-transcribed mRNA catabolic process, nonsense-mediated decay; deadenylation-dependent decapping of nuclear-transcribed mRNA
Cellular component (GO): P-body; cytoplasm
Molecular function (GO): RNA binding; manganese ion binding; 5'-(N(7)-methylguanosine 5'-triphospho)-[mRNA] hydrolase activity
Source: RefSeq, a predicted model, not a curated record
AUGAAAUUCAGCAAAGAGUGCUGGCGUGAUGUUGCUCCCUUGUACAAGAGCCAUAAUGAGGUUGAUGCUAAAUGCUUGCGACCCCUGGGUUUAGGGCUGGAUGACCUGUGUGUCCGCUUCAUCAUAAAUUUACCCCGCGAAGAGUUGGAGUCCGUCGAGCGGAUCUGUUUCCAAGUCGAGGAAGCGCAAUGGUUCUACGAGGAUUUCAUUCGGCCGUUGGACCCGGCACUUCCCUCGUUGUCGCUGAAAGCUUUCGCGUUGCGCAUCUUUCAGCACUGCCCGCUCAUGUCACAAUGGUCUCACUAUCACCACAUCACGGCCUUUUCGGAGUUUCUUGCCUACAAGACCCGUGUGCCUGUGCGUGGGGCUAUUAUGCUAAACCAGGAUAUGGAUGAAGUCGUACUGGUGAAGGGGUGGAAGAAGGGUGCCAAUUGGAGUUUCCCCCGUGGUAAGAUCAACAAGGGUGAGAAGGAUCUUGACUGUGCCAUCCGCGAAGUUUACGAGGAGACGGGCUUUGAUGUUCGACAGGCUGGGCUGGUGAAGGAUGAUGAAAACGUCAAAUUCAUCGAGAUUACCAUGAGAGAACAGCACAUGCGCCUAUAUGUUUUCCGCGGUGUGCCCCAGGAUACCCAUUUUGAACCUCGCACCAGAAAGGAAAUCAGUAAAAUCGAAUGGUACAAACUGUCGGAGCUGCCGACCCUGAUGAAGAAGAACAAGCCAAAUGAUGAGAGUUUGGCUGUCGCGAAUGCAAACAAAUUUUACAUGGUUGCACCUUUCAUGCACCCGCUCAAGAAGUGGAUCGCACAGCAGAAGAGGCUCGUCGCAAAGACAGAACCAUAUGGCGCUAAACAGUUGGCGCAGGUGGAAGGGGAGAUGUCUAUGGACGAAGCCUUUCAACCUAUCAUCAACAAUCGGCCAACGAGGCAGAAUGUUCCUAGUGACCUACCCGAAGUUACAUUACCCGAAGACGCAUCCUCUCACCUCAAACGACUGCUUAACAUCAACUCUCUUUCUGCGCAGAAUCCACUUGCUCCCUCUACGACCCUCCAGGCUGACACUUCAAAAUCUAAUGCUCUCUUGCAAUUACUCAGGAGUGGCUCUUCUCGCGAACCUACCCCUCAGGCCCCUGCAAUUGAUAGAGCAACGCAUCCAAAUGCAGUUUCUGGGAUUCAUCCCCCAACGCAUCAACCCGAGUCUCUUUUGGCACCGAAUUUCUUUCCAGGAUUUCCUCAGCAGUUUAAUCAAGCUGAUCAACCAGAAAAUCUGCCACGGAUCCCUCGAAAGCCCUAUCAUGGCACCGCUCCUCCGUCUUUACCUAUGUCCACACACCCAUAUGCUAGCAAUGAGCCAUCUCCGCCCUUUGGAUAUCAUGGCUUACCACAAUUCCAGAACCGCCACGGACCUGAAAUUCACGCACUUAGCCAAACACACCGGCCCGCGCCCGCGCCUGCACCGUAUCAGCAAACCGGUGACCCUCAAUUCUCACAGCCUGCUCACGCUCCGCAGAUUCAAGGCGCAACUGUCCCCCCAGCCAGCAAUCUACCUCCUCCCAAGCUUACCAGCCACUCAUUAGCGCUUCUGAAUGUGUUCAAGGAUAAUUCCACAAGAAGCCCUCAGCCAUCAAACCCGAGUCUGGUACAGCGCUCCGAGCAAACGAUAAUGGCCAAGCCCAAAACAUUGCACCACCAGGACCAAUUGCUCGGCCUUCUUAAGGGUGCUCCUCCAUCUGCGCCAGCUGAACUCUCGGCCCAGCCUGUUUCCCCAGCAGGAAAGCGAAUUCUGCAACGGUCCCGCGCUGAACCUAGCACUCCCAAGCGAUCUGCAUCUCACAUGAGUACGAUGCCAAAGGGGGACCCGCGCACUUCUGCCACUGCGUCGGGUGCUGCGUCGGGUGCUCCGAAUGUCACUCACCCCGAGCCGAACUUCAGAGGGCCAGUAAAGAAGAUGCAGAAUGGGUCGAAUCGGAAGAAUAAGGAUCGACAGACGCAGCCUCUUGCAUCUCCAAUCACCAUAUUGUCGAGACCGCAGUCUGGGAGGAAAGAAAGCUCUCCAACUCCAGUGAUUUCUCGAUCUCCCAAGCCUCCUUCCAGAGCUUCCUCACAGCCUCGCACCAACAAACCGAAGGCCGCUGAGCCAUCGAAGCCAUUUCAACCACAAAUCUUACGUCGCUCCGAUAACCUUAGUUUGGAUAACAUUUUACCAACGCGGAGUAAAGAUAACGAUGGCCCUAGUCAGCAAACGGCUGGUCCACCUCCAAACGACGGUCAAGGGACGAAACCUGCACAAGCAAACUUCGACCGUCGGCCGAGUCAGACUGUUGCCCAAAAAGAGACUCUGCUCUCGCUGUUCGGCAAGCGGCCCGUUUCUCCCCUCACAUCGCCUGCUGUGAAGCCCGCCCUUCAUUCUUCAGUAAACAAGCCCUCAGCUCCUUCUUCGGCUGUUAGCUCGCUGUCCCCAGUUGGUGCGCCAUCCGAGUUGGACACUGAGAUCAACGCAAACAAGGUGUCAUCGCCGGUGAACAAGGCUUUCUUGCUUGGAUUCUUGGAAGGCGUGGCCAAGGGGAAUAAGUAA